UUCAGCAAGAAAGGACAUGCUUCGGAAUUUUAUUCCAUCGUACAGUUCAACGACAAGAAGAUUGAAAACUGCAACACAGUGAUGAAACCUGGACGUCUAUUUUCCUAGGAGUUUCAAAGUUACUUAAUCUAAGUUUACAAAGGAUUUAUUUGUAAUAUUUUUUUAUUUCCAAUAUUUUUUCCAGUGAAUGAGAAGGAGCAAUCUCAGCAUUUGAAGAAAUUACAUUUUGGAUUUUAAUUAAUUUGAAGGAUAAUGUUCCUUAUUUCUGAAAUUUACUACUGUCUAGAUUAACAUUUUUGGAAGAAAGGAACGACAUAUUGAUCAAUAGAACUGGCUUAUUGAACAUGAAAAUUUCAAAUAAUGUGGACCCAAGUGAAGGAAAAGACUAGAUUUACAAACCAUCUGAGGAUUUACUACAACUAUAACAAAGGUACAGACUUACUGAGGAAUUUUGUAAAUAAAUAAUUGUCAUUAUGGUGGCAAAUUCCAACUGUACUGUUCAAGACUCCUUUAAAUAUACUUUAUAUGGCUGUGUGUUUAGUAUGGUAUUUGUCCUUGGUUUAAUAUCAAACUGUGUUGCUAUUUACAUCUUUACGUGCACACUAAAAAUCAGAAAUGAAACUACAACGUACAUGCUUAAUUUAGCAAUAUCAGAUCUCCUUUUUGUGUUUACAUUACCAUUCAGAAUUUACUCUUUUGCAUCGAAAGACUGGCCAUUUGGAGAUGUACUAUGCAAGAUUUCUGUCACACUGUUUUAUACAAACAUGUAUGGGAGCAUUUUGUUUUUAACCAGUAUCAGUAUUGACCGUUUUUUAGCAAUUGUAUAUCCAUUUUGGUCAAAGACAAUCAGAACAAAAAGAAAUGCAAAGAUCAUCUGCAUUAUAAUUUGGAUAAUUGUGACAACAGGAAGCAUACCAGCAAGUUUCUUUCAAUCCACCAAUGCUCGUGUUAGUACUGAAGGAUGGAAACACAAUACAUGUUUUGAACACUUCUCUGAAAAAACUUGGAAAACCUACCUUUCAAGAAUUAUUAUUUUCAUUGAAACAGUAGGCUUUUUUAUUCCUCUCAUACUGAAUGUGACAUGCUCUGCAAUAGUUAUAAGGACAUUAAAUAAGCCAAUUACACUGACCAGGAAUAAAUUAAGUAGAAAAAAAGUUCUACGAAUGAUACUUGUUCACUUACUGAUCUUCUGUUUCUGUUUUGUUCCUUAUAACAUCACCCUAAUAUUUUAUGCCCUGAUGAGAACUCAAGCAUGGGUUAAUUGUUCAAUUGUUACUGCUGUUAGAGUUAUGUAUCCAAUCACUCUGUGUAUUGCUAUUUCAAACUGUUGUUUUGACCCUAUAGUAUAUUAUUUUAUUUCAGCCAGUAUUCAAAAUUCAAUAAAAAUGAAAACUUCAUCAACUAGAAGACAGAGAUUUUCUGAAACUCAAGUUUCUGAUACUCAAGUUCGAUCCCAAGCAUUAAAAGCAAGAGUACUGGACAUUGAAUCUACUAUAUAAAUGGUGUUGACAGAGUUAGAAAAUAGAAUGUUCAAGAAUGUUCUUAUUUUUUCUUCAAAUAUAGUUAAAUUGAAUUUAAAAGUUGUGAAUUUUAAACACUAUUUUUAAUCUGUAAGCUGUUGUUUCAUGAAAUUUAUAUUAUCAAAUUAGAAAAAUAUUUCAUCUAUGUGGAUUUAAAAGAAAAUAUUUUUAUUAUUCAAUAUCUUAGGAAAAGGAGGUGUUAUAAUAAAGUGCUAAUAGCUUUCCUUAUUAUCCAAUAAAUUGUUUUCUUUCUUAUGUUACCAGUUUCAAUAUUAACAUCAUUGACAAUUUAACAUUUUAUUCAAAGGUAAUUUACUAUUGAAAAGACUGUGGAACUGUAUAAUAAAUUCUAUCAUGUAAAAGUGAAGAGAAAUAGUUUAUGGUGAUUGUUUAUGAACCUUGGUAAAAUCUUGUUUAUUUGAAUUAUGAAGUAUUAAACAUAACCUUCAACUAUCACAUGGAAUUAACAAGUUCUAAGUGAUAUAUUAUUGUCUGAAAAGUUUUGGUGACAGUUGAAAAAAUUCCUACUGUGAAUGAGAAAAUAUUUGCAUAGCCUUUGGACAGAAUAUUAUGAGAUUUUCAGAUACAUUUUUGGGAUGUUAGUUAAUUGCAGCAAAAAACUGGAAUUAUAUUGUACCUUAGGAGUGGGAUCCUCAACCUCUGGGCCAUGGCUCACUACUGUGCCGUGGCUUAUUCAUAAUUUGGCCGUGUGAGUGGCUGGCCAGAGCGUGCAAGCACGCAAAUCAAUUUGUGUGAGCGAUGGGCUGGCCAGAAAUGCCUGCUGCCCUGCCACUCACACAACCGGAGCUGCGCAUGCAUAUGCUACCCUGCCACUCAUGCUAUCCAGUUCCCCUCUCCCCCCCCAACCAGGCCGCCAAACCACAAAGGUUGGGGACUACCGCAUAAGAAAGACACAUAAGCAUCUUUCACAUAAGCAUCUUUCUAAGUAGAUAACUUAUAUUUUUUAAUUGUUUUAGCUAGUAAUAAUAGAGAACAAUUAAUGCACUAAGUUCACAAUAUAAGAUACUGUCAAUUUACUUUUAGCUUAAAAUAUGAACCUAGCUAUACAGGUAGUUCUCAAUUUAUGACCACAAUUGACUCCAAAAUUUUUG
This is a messenger RNA of Thamnophis sirtalis, 2632 nucleotides long. The record is from RefSeq and is a predicted model, not a curated record. Lineage: Eukaryota; Metazoa; Chordata; Lepidosauria; Squamata; Natricidae.